AUGCCCAACCAGCAUAAACCAACACCCCCCUUAGAUGAACUCGCGCCUCAUAUACUACGCUAUUGGAAGACACGGCUCAACGACAAAGAAAUCAUCCAGGCCUUACAAAAACAUUUCAAUACAGAACGCUACGGUAUCGGACUCACAAAGUUUCAUCAAAUCCGUGUGGACAUGGGCCUUGAACGGUCUUGCCAGCAGGGUCACACUAUAGAAACAAUCCACGAAGCUGUGACGGAUCUUCGCAAGAUGUACCCUCAUGCCGGAACACGAGAGAUGAUCAGUCUGCUCUUUCACGAAAAGAGUAUGAGUGUAUCUAGAUCAGUCAUGAUGUCUUACUUUGCUGCCUAUGAACCAGAACUCCGCUUCUGGGCAGCUGGCGUUAACGAUCUCUUUGCCGUUGACCAGCACGACAAAUGGCUCAGAUUUGGGCUCGGUCUUCACACUGGAAUCGAGCUGUUUUCAGGGUGGAUAAUGUGGAUCCGAGUUUGGCAUUCUAACAGAAACCCACAGUUGAAGAAAAAUGUAAUGCCGGAAAUCACUUGGUCACCACUCCGGCGUAGGUUCACACCUGGCUUCGAGAAUUUGCUGGACGAAGGUGUCAUUGAGGGUUGGUACGACUCAGCGGAUACUCUCCAAAUGAUGAUUUUUCGUUGGGUUUUUAUACCCUGGCUGCAGCAGGAGCUUGAUGCUUAUAGAGACCGAGUGAACAAUUCCGCCAAGAGGCGUGACCGCAACAAGGUACUCCCACACGGUGUCCCAACUCUUAUCUACCAUUCUCCCGAAGAUUUCGGAGCAUUGGAUUUCAAGGUUUCUAUAGAUCACGAGGGCAUCGACUACGUUCGCAAUGUCUAUAUCGAUGCUUCCAACCCGGUAUUCGACCUUGUCCCACCUAUGCUUGGCAACUUUAUCGAGCAUUGUUAUGAUGCAAUGGGGCGCCCUGCAGUGACUCGGUCAUCAGUUUGGACUGUAUAUAGGAAUGUGCUGUCUGCUGUACAGCUUGCAGAGAACCCACAUCCCAACUUACUACUGACUCGGACGGAAAAUGAAGGUGCCGCCACCGGUGCAUUGACAUUGAUCAGUGGCCAUGCCGAUUUACCUUUCAAUGAGGAACCGGAUGACAUGUAUUACAUGGGUGGCGUGCGUGGAGGAUUGGGCCUAGGUGAUUCUCACGUCCACAACUUAAACGCUCUAGCUGAGCUGGAUGAACCUGAUGUUCCAUUGGAUGGCAGUUCUGCGGGUGUUGGACCCUUAAUUGUUUGGCAAUUUUCGAGUGAUGAGUCAGAGAAUGAUGGCGCAGUGGAUGAAUGGUGA
Messenger RNA from Suillus bovinus, 1311 nucleotides. RefSeq lists its product as uncharacterized. The record is from RefSeq and is a predicted model, not a curated record. The transcript has 9 exons. Bases 1 to 1311 code for a protein of 436 amino acids. NCBI's taxonomy places the organism in Eukaryota, Fungi, Basidiomycota, Agaricomycetes, Boletales, Suillaceae.